This is a messenger RNA of Dothidotthia symphoricarpi CBS 119687, 2519 nucleotides long. RefSeq lists its product as uncharacterized. The record is from RefSeq and is a predicted model, not a curated record. Gene Ontology annotation, cellular component: ubiquitin ligase complex; cytoplasm. Gene Ontology annotation, molecular function: zinc ion binding; ubiquitin conjugating enzyme binding; ubiquitin protein ligase activity. Bases 314 to 2401 code for a protein of 695 amino acids. Gene Ontology annotation, biological process: ubiquitin-dependent protein catabolic process; positive regulation of proteasomal ubiquitin-dependent protein catabolic process; protein polyubiquitination. The transcript has 5 exons. NCBI's taxonomy places the organism in Eukaryota, Fungi, Ascomycota, Dothideomycetes, Pleosporales, Dothidotthiaceae.
GACGUCCGUCACAGGGUAUGACGCCGUCUUAUGGAGCAGCACAUCCUACAUCAUCGGCAAGCGAAACUUCCGCCAGCGACACACAGAUCAACCGGGACCCCGUCCACGUCUGCGCUUCACCGCCCGACAGGCUGCACUGCGCCAGUGGCCAGUGCCAGCGCUCGUCUGAUCGCUGGACGGCGCUGCUGCAGGUGCUCGUUCGCUGUCGUCCAUCACGCAGCCUCUGCAUCCCGCCUCCGCCUGCAACACUGGCCGAGUGUCGAGAGCCCUGUGACCUGCGAGGCUGGCACUGGGGCAGAAAUUAAAACGCUGGAUGGCCCUCGGGAUGGCGAGGAGCCGCGAUGAGCGUGGCAACCGAUUCUACGACGAUGGCCAAUAUUUAGACGAGAACCGAGACCGCACACACCGUCACCGACACCGCACCCAGCAAAACGACGACGACGAAUACACCGCCGCGAAGCGGGAGCGACGAGAGCGCCGCCGCCAGGCAGAGGUCGACCUGGAUGAAGUGCGAGCCAAACGCGAGUCGUACUACGCCAGGCAAGAGCCCGAGCCGCAGCGCUACCGUGACCACGAUCGCAUGGCCCAGGCGACACGGACAGAGAGGACGAAGGAGCCGCGCAGCAGCCAGCGGGAGACCCAGAAGGAUGCCGCCCGGAAGACGACCAAGAAGAAGAGGGAGACGCUCGCCGACCACGGCGUCGAGGACUUCGUGUUUGGGAGGCCCAAGUCGAGUGGCUACGUCGAGGAGGUCACUGUGAGGAGGUCGUCCACACGCAGGCGGAGCGAAGAGGGCGGGUCGAGCAGGACCGCAUACACUCCGCUCUCAGGGUCUGGUUCUGCCUCAGUGCGGAGGGUCGAGAUUCCAAAGCCCAGCAGAACCACGUCCACUCGUGAACAAGCUAAAACCACGACCGCUCGUGAGCCAACCAGGACCACGUCCACCCGCGAACCAAGCCGAACGCAUGCCUCGCGACCUUCUACGCGGCACGCGAGCACCCCCAAGCCGUCUCCCGUGCCUGCUCCGGCCCCAAUCUCAAGAUCGCAAUCCAUACGGGAGACUGCUACUCCAAUCUCACGAUCCCAAUCUGCACGGGAGGCUUCGCGGAAGAGCACCGGAGGGCUUUUGUCAAGCCUUUUCAGAGCCCCCCCGCCACGCACACCAUCAGCUCCCGUGUACAAGGAACCUCAAAGGGUUGAGUGUCUGGUCUGCAUGAACGAUGACCUUCCCCUGCACAAGACAGUCAAGCUUGCUUGUGGCCACCGAAUGUGCAAUUCCUGCUUGAAGCGUCAGUUCACUCUUUCGGCUCAGGACGCGCAACACAUGCCCCCAACGUGCUGCACCGCGGAACACAUCCCUUUGAAAUAUGCCGAGCGACUGUUUGACGACAAGUUCAAGAAACUCUGGAACAAGAAGUACCAAGAAUACACAACUGCCAAUCGGCUAUAUUGCCCUUCCAAAGGGUGCGGCGAAUGGAUCAAGCCUUCAAAAAUUCGCAUGGACCUGACAUAUGGACGAAAGUAUGCACGAUGCGGCCGAUGCACUACAAAAGUGUGUGUUUUGUGCAGUGCCAAGUUUCACACAAAACGCGAGUGUCCGAAAGAUGAAGAAACCAACCGUUUGGUGCAGAUGGCGAAGGAGAAGGGAUGGCAGAGGUGCUACAACUGCAAGGCCGUGGUUGAAUUGAAGGAGGGGUGUAAUCACAUGACCUGUCGCUGCACGGCUCAAUUCUGCAUGGUUUGCGCAUUGCCAUGGAAGACUUGCGACUGCCCCUGGUUCAACUAUCAGCACAUCGACGACGACGAUCGUCUCAACGACGCGCGGGUCCCCCAGGCCAGACAGCAAGACGUAAUCGAAGUGAUUGAGAUGCCCGACGAUCCUGCUCCCCUACCGGCUCGACGGAGCAGUACUCGCACCCGCCAACGCACUGAACGAGAGCGGCCUGCUGAACAGCCAGAGCGGGUACUUGCAGCACGCUUGCAAUCCCGACUUCAUCUCAAUCCAACCCCGACCGCAUCAGAGCGGAGUCGCGCCAACCCAGUAGGCCAGGUUCAUGGUCUGGGCAACGCGGGCGGGCAUCACAUGAACGAGUCUUAUGCUGUCCGUCCCACGCCUCCUGUAGCCCAACCUCGCGCCCGCGCGCCCCCUCCCCGGACGUCAUUCUUCAGUAGUCGCCGAGUCUCGCGAGAAGCUCCAGUUCCUGCCCGCCCUACGGCUCCGCGUGUUGUGACUGCAUCAGCUAUGGCUGGGUUGUCGAGAGAUGGAACGAAGCGCGGCGCGAACAGAGUAGGGACUUGGCUCAGUCAUAUCAUGCUCGACGCCGAAGCCAUUAAUACGCAGGCGAGAGACGUCGAGGUCGAUGAUUGGAGGUGUGAUGGGACGAUGAUUGGUAUCGACUAAACAUAUCUUCGUUUUGGUCAUAUCGCACUGUAUAGUAUUGCACUUCAUUUGGGCGCAUUUAGAGAUUUGUUUUUGGAGUUGGAUAGCAUAGGCGCACACCGCGAGAUACCCUUUCUUC